Saccostrea cuccullata (small rock oyster) is the source of this 684-nucleotide messenger RNA. Its product is annotated as thrombospondin-1-like. The record is from RefSeq and is a predicted model, not a curated record. The annotation marks the transcript as partial. The transcript is spliced from 5 exons. Lineage: Eukaryota; Metazoa; Mollusca; Bivalvia; Ostreida; Ostreidae.
UAUACAUGCGUCCACGUAUGGACAAAUAUCAUGUGCUCUUCGUUGCAAUAUGCCUUUUCGAUACUCUGUCAGCUGUUGCUGGUAUAAUAUGUAUGUCCCACGCACGUUGUAAAAACAUGAUGCAGGUGGCGAGUGAUGAGGAAGCUUACUGUCAAUUCAACGCAUUUCAUGUUGGUUGCUGCCAUGUCAGAAAAAAGGCUGCUUUUUGGGGACAGUGGAGUACUUGGGGUUCUUGUAGUGUGACUUGUGGAUCAGGUGGAACAAGGACCUCUACCAGAAGAUGUAUGGGGUCAGGGUCAUGUCAGGGGUCAUCUUCAAGGACAGAAGCUUGCAGCCACACACAACCUUGUCCAAUUGAUGGUUAUCUGAGUGACUGGAGUAGCUGGACUUCCUGUAGUCAGACAUGUGGGUGGGGCCAACAGACAAGGUCACGUGUCUGUCAUCAACCACAGUAUGGAGGCUUACAAUGCAACGGAGAUUUGGAAGACAGCAAAUAUUGUCAUGAUAAAUACUGUCCAGUGAAUGGAUGGACUGGGGAUUGGGGCAGCUGGACUUCGUGCAGCGUGACCUGUGGUAACGGUUAUAUGUCUAGAUCACGUGUCUGUCAUCCUCCAAAAUAUGGUGGCUCCCCAUGUACAGAGAAGUUAAGAGAUUUAAGGACGUGUUUCAGGGCACCAUGUCCAG